AUAUAUAUAUAUAUAUAUAUGGUUGUUUCCAGGCAUAAGGCAAAAAGACGAAGGUUUGGGAUUUUCAGCGCGUGGUUUUGGUAACUGAAUAGUGUGUGAAGCAGGAGAAGGAGAAGAAGAAGAAGAAGAAGAAGGAAUCGGCGCUGUUCAACUCACGAUCGCACCUCGAACUUCGGUUCCGAUCGUUCCUUUGCUUGUUCUUUUUCUGUGCAGACAUUUUUUUCCCUUGCGGGUUUUCAGAGGCUUUUUUCCUUAGCCGUUUGGUUGUUUGUGUUGUUAUCUCACUGUUGAAAUUAUAUAUGGGCUGAGGGGCACUUUUCAUGGGAGGUGUGGAAGAUGAAGAACCAGCCUUGAAACGAAUGAAAUUAUCCUCUAAAGGACUAGUUGGCUUAUCUAACGGUUCUUCUUCUAAAGAGCCUGUUGGAGGCUUGUCCAGUGACUUGAUGGCUCGGCCCCUACCUUCCAAAGGGGAGGAACAAGUUGUUGGUUCCAAAGGGGUUAUAAAGAGAGAGGAAUUUGUCCGGAUAAUUGCAAAAGCAUUAUAUUCUCUUGGUUAUAGAAAGACUGGAGCACAUCUAGAGGAGGAAUCUGGAAUACCCUUACAGUCACCUGGGGUGAAUCGGUUUACACAGCAAAUACUUGAUGGAAAUUGGGAUGACAGUAUAGCCACAUUGCAUAAAAUUGGUCUGGCAGAUGAAGGUGUGGUCAGGUCAGCCUCAUUUUUAAUACUGGAGCAGAAAUUCUUUGAGCUUCUAAAUGGUGAAAAGGUCAUGGAAGCGUUGAAGACCUUGAGGAUGGAGAUUGCUCCACUUUGCAUUAAUAGUAGUAGAAUUCGAGAACUCUCUUCCUUCAUAGUUUCAUCAUCUCCUAAGCGAGAUACUGUAAGGGUAAGGUCUCGGUCAAACCUUCUGGAGGAAUUGCAGAAACUGCUUCCACCAACAGUGAUGAUACCUGAAAAGAGGUUGGAGCAUCUAGUUGAACAAGCCCUUAUCUUGCAACAAGAGGCAUGCCCGUUUCAUAAUUCAAUGGAUAAGGAGAUGUCAUUAUAUUCAGAUCAUCAUUGUGGAAAAGAUCAGAUACCUUCCAGAACAUUACAGAUAUUAGAAGCACAUGAUGAUGAAGUUUGGUUUGUACAAUUUUCACACAAUGGAAAAUAUUUAGCUUCAGCAUCAAAUGAUCGAACUGCAAUAAUUUGGGAGGUUGGCAUCAAUGGUGGAUUGUCUGUAAAGCAUAAAUUAUCUGGUCACCAGAAACCUAUUUCUUCUGUUUCUUGGAGUCCUAAUGACCAAGAGCUCCUCACAUGUGGAGUGGAAGAAGCUAUUAGGCGUUGGGAUGUCUCUACUGGCAAAUGCCUCCAAAUUUAUGAAAAAUCCAGUGCUGCCCUAGUCUCCUGUACAUGGUUUCCAUGUGGGAAAUAUAUACUUUGUGGCUUAAGUGACAAGAGCAUUUGCAUGUGGGAAUUAGAUGGAAAAGAGGUGGACUCAUGGAAAGGACAAAAAACCCUGAAAAUAUCUGAUUUGGAAAUAACAGAUAACGGGGAAGAGAUUCUAAGUAUUUGCAAAGCCAACACAAUACUAUUGUUCAAUAGAGAAACAAAGCAAGAGAGAUUUAUUGAAGAGUAUCAAACAAUAACCUCUUUUUCUUUAUCAAAGGAUAACAAAUUCUUGUUGGUUAAUCUUUUGGACCAAGAAAUACAUCUAUGGAACAUUGAAGGUGAUCCUAAGCUUGUUGGCAAGUACAAAGGUCAUAAACGUGCCCGGUUUAUUAUCAGGUCCUGCUUUGGUGGCCUCAAGCAAGCUUUUAUUGCUAGUGGAAGUGAGGAUUCACAGGUUCACAUAUGGCAUAGAAGCUCGGGAGAGCUAAUAGAGGCAUUGCCUGGUCAUUCUGGAGCUGUUAAUUGUGUGAGCUGGAAUCCAGCUAACCCCCACAUGUUAGCCUCGGCCAGUGAUGACCGGACAAUUCGGAUAUGGGGCCUGAAUUGUCUGCACAACAAGUACCAAAAUGUGCACAGCAAUGGUGGUGGUAUCCAUUACUGCAAUGGGAGAACUUAGAUGAAAACUCAUUCCAAUUGAUUUCUCUUUUUUGUUAUUAUUGCAAUUGUGUAAAUACCAUUACUAUCACCACAAGUGGACCAUUCAUGUCAAACAUGCACGUGUCUUUUCAUAAAUCUCAUAAUAAAUUCGUAUUCCAUUAA
Messenger RNA from Cajanus cajan (pigeon pea), 2194 nucleotides. RefSeq names its product WD repeat-containing protein 26 homolog. Gene Ontology annotation, molecular function: protein binding. The record is from RefSeq and is a predicted model, not a curated record. NCBI's taxonomy places the organism in Eukaryota, Viridiplantae, Streptophyta, Magnoliopsida, Fabales, Fabaceae.